Pyrus x bretschneideri (Chinese white pear) is the source of this 1162-nucleotide messenger RNA. Its product is annotated as probable NAD(P)H dehydrogenase (quinone) FQR1-like 2. Gene Ontology annotation, molecular function: NAD(P)H dehydrogenase (quinone) activity; FMN binding. The transcript has 2 exons. The record is from RefSeq and is a predicted model, not a curated record. Bases 110 to 895 code for a protein of 261 amino acids. Lineage: Eukaryota; Viridiplantae; Streptophyta; Magnoliopsida; Rosales; Rosaceae.
CAGCUUGGAACAAACGAAGCUCUGGACUCUGCGCCCCAACUGAAAGGCUCAAAAAGUCAAAUCCGGUGCUAAUACCUCUUAUCCGCGUUGAGGAAUAUCGUUAUUCUCGAUGGGGAAAGGCGGGGGCUGCUUCCCAAGCAAGAAGAAAGUCCCCUCCGGCGCCAGAAAUCCCGACGCCGCCAGCCAUGCCUCCGCGGCGCCGAUUUCCACUGAUGGCAAUCCGAAUUCCGCUCCCAAGCCAAAUGACGACGUUAUCGUCGCCCAGUCGCAACGGAAUCCCGACCGGGUUCCGAAAUUGAGGAUAUUCAUAGUGUUCUACUCGAUGUACGGGCACGUGGAGGGGCUGGCGCGGCGGAUGAAGAAGGGGGUUGACGGCGUGGAGGGGGCGGAGGGGGUUCUGUACCGGGUGCCCGAGACCCUGCCGGCUGAGGUUUUGGAGGCUAUGAAGGCGCCGCCGAAGGACCCUGAAAUUCCAGAGAUUUCUGCGGCGGAGUUGGUGGCUGCGGACGGGGUUUUGUUUGGGUUUCCGACGAGGUUUGGGAGCAUGGCGGCGCAGAUGAAGGCGUUUUUCGACUCGACGGGGCAGCUGUGGAAGGAGCAGAGCCUGGCUGGGAAGCCUGGUGGGUUUUUUGUCAGUACCGGGACUCAAGGCGGCGGCCAAGAAACCACUCUAUGGACGGCAAUCACCCAGUUAGCACACCAUGGAAUGCUGUUUGUUCCUGUUGGGUAUACUUUUGGAGCUGGCAUGUUUAAGAUGGACUCUGUACGAGGGGGUUCUCCAUAUGGUGCCGGUGUCUUUGCUGGUGACGGCACAAGAGGGCCAAGUGAAACUGAGUUGGCCCUUGCGGAGCAUCAGGGGAAGUAUAUGGCAUCAGUAGUCAAGAAGCUUGCAUAAACGAUUUCCAGACCUAGUAUCUUUCUCAGCCGUCAUUUUCGUUUCUGUUUGUCCAUCUGAAUGUAUUCCUUCUGCGAUUGUUCUUUAUUUUCUCUCAUUUCUGAGUUCUUUUCUGUUCAGAAAACACUGUAAAGGUUUUAGAUUUGUUCUGCCUGAUUCUGUCAAAUAAUUUGUGAAUGUGUUGGGUGUGUCAUUUUUUAUACUUUCAUUUCGAAAACAUGUAAUUCAGUUAGAACUUGAUAUAUCAAUAAAGUUCGUUUUCUUUAC